AUGAGUUCUCAAGCUUCCUUGGACGACGUUUCUACACCUGGCGACCCAUCUACGCCCCUAAACCCCGACAUUGAAGCUCCUGUUAGACAAAGAUUAUCCCGUCCUGCUUCACCCAAUACAUCAAUGAUGGUGGCACCGGCGACAUCUUCGAUGACCCCCCCGCCUUCGUCCCAGAAUCCUCACGGCCGAAAUGCAAACUUGGCUCCAUCUCGGCUCUCGCGCACUCCAGACCCAGGAGCGAUUCUUUCCUCGCCCCCACCAACAGUUGCGAAUGGCAUCAAAAGAGACGCGUCGACGAGCUCGCUCAUAAAGCCCACGCCUCAACAGAUUGCGAAUGCUUCGAUCGACGCGUUGCGCGAGAUUGCCGCGGCACUUUUGGCUGAGAACGUGAAACUAGACGUCCAGGCCCGCGAAGCUCGGAUGUCUGCAGCACAUUACAAGCUCCAGCACAAUCUCCUCACCAUUGAAAGUGAGGAGGCCGUAAAACAUCUGGAAGUCGAGCAUGAUAUGACACUCCGUGAGGUGGAACUUCUUCAGGCGCGCGUUCAAGAUGCCCAAGAUCCUCCUGAAUUGGAGCACUAUCGAAGACGAACCAAGAUACUUGAGGAGGAAUUGCGCAAAGAAAGGGAAAGUCUUCGGAAAGCCAAAAAGAUCAUCAUUUCCAAAGAAGACGAUAUCAUUGAUCUACAAAUCGAUGUGAAGCAACUUCGAGAGAGAAUCCGUAUCAAUCGGGUUCAUGUCAAUGAAAUGCGAAGCCCAGGUGGAAUCUACCAUAAUCCUAGCCUCCACACCUCACCUACAACACCUCAGUUCUAUCGCUCAACUCCUAAACACACACCAAUGACCAACAGGUCUAUGCGACAAGGUCAUCAGAGCCAGGAGGAGCCGCCUUUCGCUGCACUUUUGCUUGCUGAUGCAGUCUUGAGAGAAGGCAAUAACAGUGCACCAUCCACUCCUAUCGUUGACCGGAGACCAGCUCAGCGGACUCCCAACAGGCAUAGCCGUGGCGUUCAGUCAUUGUCGUCGUUGCCUACUACCCCUGGUUCUGCUCGACAAAAGUCCGGUCAUUCAACUCUCUUACCUUCGGCCCAGUUCUCAGCUCAAGCAGAAGCUCGUGUAGCUACUACGCUCAGUGGCGGUCUUCAACAUCCCCGGGAGCGACGCAGAAAAUCUCGUGACAGCACCAUCUCUGCGUCUGACACUGAAGAAAUUGAACGUGCUGCUGCCGGUUACCGUGAGGAGAGCCAAGAAGUGACCGAAAGUCAAGCUAGCCAAAGUGCCACAGAAAUGCUUCGCCGAGAUCCUCGAGAGUCUUUUGAAGUCGCCGCGUCUCGCACAUCCACACCUACACCGGGCGGUACCAAACCUCUUCACCAGUCGAAGAUAUUUGGCACAGUCACCAAGCCGACUGUUGAGAAGAGAAAGCGUGGUGAUGACGAGUACGAUUAUGUUGCUGCAAAGAAACAUCGAACCCCAGCGCCUGUUGGCUUGGGCAUUGACAGGACAUUUUGA
Molecule: messenger RNA, 1512 nt
Organism: Glarea lozoyensis ATCC 20868
Lineage: Eukaryota; Fungi; Ascomycota; Leotiomycetes; Helotiales; Helotiaceae
Exons: 1
Coding region: 1-1512 (503 amino acids)
Source: RefSeq, a predicted model, not a curated record